CAGGUUUGAAACUGGAUGAUUCGUUGUAGUCCUAUUGAUCGGGCACGGAUAAUCGAAUAUUUUAUUUAUUGUCUCCGCUUACAGGUUUCAUUGUAUAUGUCCGAAUAGCUGAAAUCCGUGUGUUGCAGAGCAGUACAUCUAUAUUUGACCCCUUUUAAUUCAUUGCCGAAACCAAAAAAAGGAUUUUAAUGUACUCGCACAGUUGUGGUAGCUAAAUCGUAAAAGGUGUAGCAGAACACAUCGUCUACUGAUAUAAUUUUUCGUGCACGAUAAAUUUUUCUAUUCAUAACCAUAAGACAAAUAAAAUGUCUUCUCCAAGCGCAGGCAAGCGUCGUAUGGACACAGAUGUCAUAAAAUUAAUUGAAAGUAAACACGAAGUCACAAUUCUCGGCGGAUUAAAUGAAUUUUGCGUGAAAUUUUUCGGCCCACAAGGAACACCUUACGAAGGUGGCGUUUGGAAAGUUCGUGUUCAUCUACCGGAGCAUUAUCCAUUUAAAUCACCUAGUAUAGGAUUUAUCAACAAAAUUUAUCAUCCUAAUAUUGAUGAAGUAUCAGGCACAGUUUGUCUCGAUGUGAUAAAUCAGGCUUGGACAGCAUUGUAUGAUCUGUCAAACAUAUUCGAGUCUUUUUUGCCCCAGCUACUUACGUAUCCAAAUCCAGUCGAUCCUCUUAACGGAGAUGCAGCUGCCAUGUACCUACACAAACCGGAAGAAUAUCGUAAGAAGGUGGCUGAUUACGUUCGCAGAUACGCCACUGAAGAAGCACUCCGGGAACAAGACCCAACGGAAAGUUCUGAUAGUGAAAGCAGCAUGUCGGAUUUCAGCGAAGACGAGGCACAAGAUAUGGAAUUAUAACGACGGCUAAUUUUAAAUCGGAAGAAUAGAUCUGUUAGAAACAUAAAUUUCCUUAUGAUUUGGCAAUUUCUUUCAUAGCAGACAACCACCCUAUAUCUUUGAGUCUAAUGGUUCUUCUUUACAAUAUUAUCAUUACUUCAAUUUUAUUUUGUUUCAAAAAAAUAAUGCUGGAAAUUGUCAAAACUGAAAUUCUUUCAGAUUUUCCGAUAUAAAGGUUUGCAUAAAAU
Messenger RNA from Anopheles stephensi (Asian malaria mosquito), 1081 nucleotides. It is a transcript of the gene UbcE2H, whose product is annotated as ubiquitin-conjugating enzyme E2 H. The record is from RefSeq and is a predicted model, not a curated record. The transcript is spliced from 3 exons. Lineage: Eukaryota; Metazoa; Arthropoda; Insecta; Diptera; Culicidae. The coding region runs from base 306 to 854 and encodes 182 amino acids. Gene Ontology annotation, molecular function: ubiquitin conjugating enzyme activity. Gene Ontology annotation, cellular component: nucleus. Gene Ontology annotation, biological process: ubiquitin-dependent protein catabolic process; protein polyubiquitination.